Molecule: messenger RNA, 582 nt
Organism: Pocillopora verrucosa
Lineage: Eukaryota; Metazoa; Cnidaria; Anthozoa; Scleractinia; Pocilloporidae
Source: RefSeq, a predicted model, not a curated record
AUGAAAAGUGACCUCGAAGCUGCCCGAGAACGGAUUCGGCGAUCCGACGAACGAUACAAAAAGAUGGAGGCCGAGUAUCAAGCUACCAUAGCGGCAAUGCAAAAACGCAUUGAGGAGCUAGAAGGGGCGACUUUUCAAGACGGAGACGUUGAGGACGAAUUGUGCGAAACCGAAGAGGAGGAGCCAAAGCCAAAGGAGCCAAAAAAAGACAAGUGCUCAACUAAUAUUCUAGGAACGGUCCAAGGAUCCAAUUUACAAGGAAUUCAUGACAGGUAUUUAGGCGUUCUCGAAACAAUGAAAGAGAACCAGUGCUCCCUUACAGAGGCCAUGCGACCUUCUGGUGUCCCACGGAACACCCUCAGGGACUUUAUAGGCAUCUGCGAACUCAGAAUCAUCGACAAAGAAAAGUACGAGAGAGUGGUCCAAUUGGUUAAGGAAAAGACGGGUAAGGUGUCGAUGAAAUUAAUUGAAUCGAAAUGUAGGGAAGCGCUCAGUGAUUAUCGCGCCCAAUCAAGUAGGUUAAAAACCGAGCAAAAGCUUCUCCCGUUUUACCCAAAGGAUGAUUUUUAUAUGGGAAAAUAA